This is a messenger RNA of Phymastichus coffea, 411 nucleotides long. RefSeq lists its product as uncharacterized. Lineage: Eukaryota; Metazoa; Arthropoda; Insecta; Hymenoptera; Eulophidae. The record is from RefSeq and is a predicted model, not a curated record. Bases 1 to 411 code for a protein of 136 amino acids. The transcript has a single exon.
AUGGAUGAAAGUAAACCACAAAAUACACCUAUGAUAACUAGACAAGUCAAAGUCAGAAAUAAUAAGAAUAUAGAGAAAGCGGAAAAACUUGGAAAACCAGAGAUUCCUUAUAGAGAAGCUAUAGGUAGCUUAAUGUAUCUUGCUAAUGUCACAAGACCAGACAUUGCAUUUGCUGUAAAUUUAUUAGCUAGAAAACAAUCGAACCCCACUAUAGAAGAUUGGAUCGAUGUAAAAAGGAUCAUGAGAUAUCUUAGAGGAAGUUCUGAUCUAGGAAUAACAUAUAGAGGUGUUACUGAAAACUUAGAAAUAUUUACAGAUGCAAGCUUUAGAGACAAUGCAGACUCAUCCUCGACAAGUGGAAUGGUUGCUCGAUUAUUCGGAGACUCCGUUAUGUGGAGAAGUCAUAAAUAA